This is a messenger RNA of Soboliphyme baturini, 528 nucleotides long. Lineage: Eukaryota; Metazoa; Nematoda; Enoplea; Dioctophymatida; Soboliphymatidae. The record is from the annotation of a GenBank genome assembly.
GCGAAGUCUAACGAGCAGCCGAAUCGGGAAGAGAUCUACGCUAAAGUUGUCGAAGUACUACAGCCAGAAGUCAAUAAGCUUUUGCAGUUCAUGUAUUUCCAGAACAAGGCAGUAAAGCGGUUCUGCGAAGAGGUCAAGAGAUUAUGUCAUGUCGAGAAACGCAGGGACUUCGUCAGCGAGGCAUAUUUACUGGCUUUGGGAAAGAUGAUCAAUAUGUUUUCAGUUUUGGAUGAGUUGAAGAACAUGAAGGCGUCGAUCAAGAACGAUUACUCGACUUAUCGCCGGGCGACACAGUUUCUUCAAGUAAUGUCGGAUAGCCACACGUUGCAAGAGUCACAGAACUUAUCGAUGUUUCUCGCGACGCAAAACAAGAUCAAAGAGAGCCUGCGAACUCAGCUGCAACAGAUCGACAAUUUCGAGGAACUAAUCGCUGAUGUAGUGAAUAUAUCCGCUUACUGCUUCGAGAACCGCAUGUACGUUACUCCUUCUGAGAAACACAUGCUUCUAAAAGUAGGUCACAGCAUUUGA